This is a messenger RNA of Microstroma glucosiphilum, 3333 nucleotides long. RefSeq lists its product as hypothetical. Gene Ontology annotation, molecular function: ubiquitin-protein transferase activity. The record is from RefSeq and is a predicted model, not a curated record. The transcript has a single exon. NCBI's taxonomy places the organism in Eukaryota, Fungi, Basidiomycota, Exobasidiomycetes, Microstromatales, Microstromataceae. Bases 1 to 3333 code for a protein of 1110 amino acids.
AUGGACGAUGUGCGCAACGAUGAAGACCAUGACAUAAGGCAGAAACCAUCAACAGCAUCUCCUGCGGUAGCACCCACCACUGCGCGGUCUGUUUGGGGCAAAUCCGCCACCAGCCCAUGGCUCCCGCAAGGCAAUCCAGCCUCCACCUCUUCUUCCUCCUCCUCCUCAGCCUCGCCAUCUCCUUCCGCCUCCUCUUCCGCCUUCCCAGCACUCUCUGCGUCAUCAUCGUCUGCUGCGUCGAAGCGCUCACGCCAUUCACCAUGGCACAAUGCCCUCCGCGGUCCAGCCUGGAACCCCAAUCGCACUCGCCUGCAGGAGCUCGAGGAGCGCGUCCUCUCUCGCCAGCUGGAUCAGGGUAGCUCCCGCAAAAAGGGCACCUUUGGCAUGAAAGACCUGGAGCGUACUUCCGACGACUCUGACGUCGAGGUGGGUAACGAUAGUGGAGGGCAGACGCAGAUGUAUGGCCUCAGUAGAGUCAUUGUCAAGGAUCUUAGUCAGCCCGGGGCUACCUCAAAGGGCAAGAACAAGGCAAAAGGACAGGACUUCUCGGCUGGCGGUGGACCACAGAUCUAUGGCAGACACAACACGCCGUGGGUACAGAAGGGUAGAGCUCGUAGAGAGGGUCUCGCCGGCGACGAGGGAUUGGAGUCACCCAGCACUGGGCCCUCUUCAAGACCAUUGUCCCCUCCACCCUACGAGGACAGCGACGGAGGAGAGUCUCCCUAUGCCGCGUUCUAUCUGGAGGAGAGUCCCACUGGCACAAGAUCGAUCAGAGAUGUUAUCGCCGACUGCGACCGCAACAUGCGAGCCUACUACGCCAGCUUGAGGCAAAUCCAGACCAACUACCUCAGAGAUCCUAUUCCUCGGCCACUUCCGGAUGCCAUGUUCCCCCUCUACGAGAAGCUCUCCAGUGAUCUGCUAUCACCUGCCUCGGUACUCUCGGCGGAUUGGCUAGACCCCACAAUACCGUCGGAGCAGAGCAUCAAGGAGAGGUUGGCAGCUUUGGACUCGGUGCAGGAUGUGGAGGCGAGUCAGGUCAUUUCCCGGAAGAUUGUUCUCUUCUGCAGUCGGGGAGAACAAGCUGCGCGGACUGCCCGGUUCUGGCGUACGGAGCUGGUGGAAUCUCCUUGCAUUCGAGUGGCAGCGGCUUUGCUGAGACUCUUGCAUAUAUGUCUGGUACUGGGGGAGAACAGGGAUAGACAAGGUGCUUUUCUUAGAGUCUCUACGCUACUUGCCACCCUCUUCAAAGAAGCAGAUCGUCGUUAUGCCCUUGAGGCAGCGUUCAGAGCUUUCUGCGCCCAAGGCAGAGAAACAAUCCUCAUCAAAGCCAUUGCAAGACGUCUGAGCAGCUUCCUCGAGCAAUGUCGUUUGGCAUCGGGUGAUGAGGCCUUGCGCAACCGCAUAGACACCACCGCUGAGCUACUCAGACUCAUUCACGCUACUGCAGACGCAGUACAAAGACGAGAUCGCAAGCUGCGUGUCAGUCCAGCUGCGUACACCGUAAUCGGCAUAGCUGCACAUAGAGAUAUUUUGCUUGGCGAUGAGCACCUCUGCCAUAUCCUUCGACGGCCUGAGUACGCUCUCUUGCAUCCGAUAGGGCACAAGCUGCGACUCCUCCGGAGCCGCAUCGACGAGAGCAAGGAACGAGCUCGGAAAGAAGCUCUCUGGUCGUCCUUUUAUGCUCCAGAGAGACAGAAGAGAACUAAUCAGGAGCGUAGAAAGACGGCAUUCUCUCAGCCGGGACAAGAGGGCAACGUGUCAAACAGCAUGCUGCUUACGAUCAACAUUGGGCGGGAGAGUCUUCUCGCAGAUACUUUGGACGCAUUUGCUGAGCUUGACAGCCACGCGGAAUCUGCGUCUAGCCAUUCUCCUUCGCAUGCUCUGCAGCACGAGCUACGCAUCCAUUUCGAGGGUGAAGAAGGCGUCGACUCGCUCCUGGGUGGCCUGAGGAAAGAGUGGUUCCAAGAAGUCGUCACUGGUCUUCUGCGAUGCAAGACGAUCGUGCCUGCCGAGCUCGAGGAAGGGCAAGACGCCACAGAUGUAGAAGAGGUCGAUCGUGGGACACGCUUUGUGCUGAUCAGUCCCCGGGCCGACGAUGAGCAUGCUGAGGCGCUGGGAAUCAUGCUUGGGCUCAGCUUAUACCAUGGUGUCCCUCUCGGCAUCCGUUUGCCUGACUACGUCAUGAAUGUGAUGGCCACGACCAAUCAGUCGAAGCUCCCCGGCCUCAGCGGCACGUAUAAUGAAGAGGUUCCUGAGGACGAGACUCGACUACGAGAGAUCGUCGGCCAGAACCUGCUCCAUCUGGCUCAGUACAGGCCGGGACUUGUUCGAUCCCUCGACGAGCUGCUCGCAUGGGCCGCUCCAUUGUCCCAAGCAGACUCUCCCAUCGAUGACGAUACUGCCCGACGUUUGUUCGAGUCGACAUACUCUCUCAAUUGGACCGUCACAAUUCCCUCUACCGGCGACGAGCAGAUGGCGGAAACGCUCCCUCUUGUACGAGGUGGUCAGCAUCGUCCCGUUACUCCAGCCAACAGGAUCUCCUAUGUCCGCGCCCUCACCGACUUCCACCUCUACGGCGUCAUCCGCCCACAGCUCCUCGCUCUCCGUCGAGGCUUUGCCCGUAUCUGGCCAGCGACAGGGAGCGAGGACGAUGGACGAGCCUACCUCGCGCAGUGGCACCCAUCUGAGCUGGGCGAGGUCAUUCAGGGCGACGCGAGCCCGCUGCGUGUGGCCCAUCUCAGGAAGUAUGUCGAAGUCUCUGGGCGGAGGAGCAGCGAGUUGGGCCGAGCAGAGGACGACGAGAUGCUCCGCUGGUUCUGGGCGGCCGUGGCAGAGUUGGAGGAGCUCGAGGGGUACACAAGCGGUAGCGAGACUGCUAUCUCGGUCUCACGUCAGAAACUGGGAGUGGCGAGAAGUCUCCUCCGCUACGUCACCUCGUCGUCCACUCUGCCGCUGGCAGUGAUAGAAGAAUCUGCUCCAGCCACAAGUGCUCCAGGAGUGACCUAUCGGCACACCCCUCCUCCACCACCAGCCGCAAACCUUGCAAGACCCUUCCGUAUCUGUUUGCUAGACCCACCUCCUAGCCACGUGCAAGCAGGAGCAAGCAAGCACGACGGUGUGUCUCCUGCUGCUGCUGCCGCCAGUUGGCCACUGCCUUUUGCCUCUACAUGUACAGAGACUCUCUUCCUCCCGCGAUACCCCUCGGAGGAGAUUGCAAGGGAGAAGGUUGGCGUGCUCUUUGGUUGGCUGAUGCGGAGGGGCGAGGAUGCUGGAGGCGAGGCGAAUGGCGUUGGUGACUCGAGCGGAUUUGAUGUUGCUUUUGGGUUGCGGUAG